CUCACUGCUCCUCUGCGCAGCUCCGCCUCGGACUCUGUUGAUCUGACUCAGGAGCUGCGUCUUCUUAAAGCGACACGUCUGUGAUGAAGAAGAGGAGCGGGCACAGAGGAGGAAGAGACCCGGAGGAUGCAGAGGAAGAGACCGGGGAACAGCAGCAUCCGCCUCCUGCCGCCUCCAUCUUCUCCUGCGCCUCCCGGUUAUGAAACAAUCUGUAAUCUGAUGCUGGAUGUCCGCAGAAAGACCUCCAGGACCCCCCCCUCUCCAUCCUCCUCCACCCUCCUCUUCUCUCCAUCCCCGGAUCAUACAUGGACCGUCCGUGCGUCACGCUCCUUCCUGCUGCGUCUUUUCCUCCGCAGCCGCGUCGCCACCUCCUCUCCUCGUGUUCAGGUUGAUAUGAGCCCUGCUCCUCUCGGCUCCUCCUCACCGACUCCUGCUCCUCUCUGCGCCUCCUCACUGACUCCUCCUGCACUUCUCCUCUAAACGUGAGUAGACCGGCGGUUCUCCGGCCUUCUGCCGCGCGCCCCCUCCCCCCCUCAGUCCAUGAACCCUGUCGGAAGAUAACGCUGCGUCCCCCGCGGCACCGCAUCAGCGUCACCUCCUUACAUGGACCGUGCGUGAAUCUGCGUGUCUCUGCCCCCCCUCCCGGCCCUGGCCGUGCGGCUGAUGCGGUGUUGGUGCGCGCUCUCUGCUCCUCGGCUGCGGGGCGCACGGCGGCAGGAUGGUGCGGAUCGCCAGCGCGCUCGGGCUCGUGAUGUUCAGCGUGGCGCUGCUCAUCCUGUCGCUCAUCAGCUACGUGUCCAUCAAGAAGGACUUCCUGCUCAGCACCCCCCGCUACGGAGCCAACGGAGGACCCAGGAUGUACAUGUUCCACGCGGGGUUCCGCUCCCAGCUGGCGAUGAAAUAUCUGGACCCAGCGUUCACUCCUCUGACCAACUCUCUGAGCGAGGACCUGCAGAACUCCUCCAGGUGGAGGUACAACAGCUCUGCUUUCAUUCAGCAGAAGACGGAGAUCGCUCAGUACAUCGACAUCCCGCACAACUUCUCCCUGAUCCGAAGCUCGGUGAGAACCGGUCAGCUGAUGCAUUACGACUACUCCAGCCACAAGUACGUCUUCUCCAUCGGUGAGAACUUCCGCUCGCUCCUCCCCGAGGCCUCGCCCAUCCUCAACAAACACUACAACGUCUGCGCGGUGGUCGGGAACAGCGGCAUCCUCACGGGCUCGCGCUGCGGACCCCAGAUCGAGAAGUUCGACUUUGUGUUCCGCUGCAACUUCGCCCCGACGGAGCUCUUCAAGAAGGACGUCGGGCGGCAGACCAACAUGACCACGUUCAACCCCAGUAUCCUGGAGAAAUACUACAACAACUUACUGACCGUGCAGGACAGGAACAACUUCUUCCUGAGCCUGAAGAAGCUGGACAGCGCCAUCCUGUGGAUCCCGGCGUUCUUCUUCCACACGUCGGCCACAGUGACGAGGACGCUGGUGGACUUCUUCGUGGAGCAUCGGGGUCAACUGAAGGUCCAACUGGCCUGGCCGGGGAACAUCAUGCAGUACAUCAACAGCUACUGGAAAACCAAGCAGCUGUCGCCGAAGCGCCUGAGCACCGGCAUCCUCAUGUACACGCUGGCGUCGUCCAUGUGUGACCAGAUCCACCUGUACGGCUUCUGGCCCUUCGGCUGGGACCCCAACACGGGCAAGGAGCUGCCCUACCACUACUACGACAAGAAGGGCACCAAGUUCACCACCAAGUGGCAGGAGUCGCAUCAGCUGCCGGCCGAGUUCAAGCUGCUCUACAAGAUGCACACGGAGGGACUGCUGAAGCUCCGCCUCUCGCACUGCGUGUAGAGCUGAAGCUCCGCCUCUCCGACUGUGCUUAGAGCUGAAGCCCCGCCUCUCGCACUGUGCUUAGAGCUGAAGCUCCGCCUCUCGCACUGCGUGUAGAGCUGAAGCUCCGCCUCUCGCACAGUGCGUAGAGCUCAAGCUGAAGCUCAAGCUGAACUCUGCUCUGACGUUUCCACAGAUCAGAUGAAUCAAAAUGACAAAACGGACCAGGGCCUGAUUCGUGUGCUGAUCUCAGUUCGUGAUCCUCGAGUUAACGUCCAGAUGAACCGUUACAAACUGCAGCAGCUCGAGAGACGAGACGACUUUGUGUUUGACUCGAGGAUCUGAAGUGGAACAGGACUAAAGAUCGUUAUCUGUCUGUGAGAUGAACUCGUGGGAAAAGUCGUCUGAAUAUCACAAACUCAAACUACUCAAUCCAGUUCCCUCUCUCUCUUCAAUCUUCAGCUACGAGUUCCCGUAAUGAAACCUCAUUGGUCAUUGGAUCAUCAAGCACCACGUCGGCCAAUCAGAUAGAAGCAUUCGUUCCUGGAAGUGGGAGAGGGAACUAAUGAGUAAAAAUCUUGCCUCAUAUGAUCAUAAACAGUUUUGACAUAUAGUCUCAUAUCUCAUAUCUCACACUUCAGGUCUGUUAAUAAGCUGGAUCAUGUGUCCUGAUGUCACUCGAUCACUGCUGCGUCUCCCAGUGUCUCUGCUGCGUCUCCUCGUGUCUCUGCUGCGUCUCCUCCUGUCUCCCCUGCAUCUCCCAGUGUCUCUCCUGCGUCUCCCAGUGUCUCUGCUGCGUCUCCCAGUGUCUCCCCUGCGUCUCCCAGUGUCUCUCCUGCGUCUCCUCGUGUCUCUCCUGCGUCUCCCAGUGUCUCCCAGUGUCUCUCCUGCGUCUCCCCGUGUCUCUGCUGCGUCUCCUUGUGUCUCUGCUGCGUCUCCUCGUGUCUCUGCUGCGUCUCCCCGUGUCUCAGCUGCUUCUCCCAGUGUCUCUGCUGCGUCUCCCCGUGUCUCAGCUGCUUCUCCCAGUGUCUCUGCUGCGUCUCCCUGUGUCUCUCCUGCGUCUCCCAGUGUCUCUGCUGCGUCUCCCUGUGUCUCUCCUGCGUCUCCCAGUGUCUCUCCUGCGUCUCCCAGUGUCUCUCCUGCGUCUCCCAGUGUCUCUCCUGCAGAGCUUCUAGGGGACCUCGCUGCCGCUCGACUAAAUGUCAGGACUCAUGAGAAGCUUCUCCUCGUGCGGACGUAAGAACAAAAAACCUAAUAAUACAAAUAGAUUCAUGCUUGAGGGCUUUUACUUUGAAGGAGACAAACUCCUCUGUCAGUUGUUACCUCGGCUCAGUGAGUUGUCUUCACACCUGAACAAAUGGUCAGUUAGUUAGUUUGUCUCUUCGUGAAGAUCACUGACGUCAACCAGCUGCUUGUGUCUUCAACUCUAUGCACCAAUCAGGACGAGCCCCUGCUUGUUGACCUCAUGUCCUCGAGGACGUGUUUAUAGUUUUGAUUCCUUUUGUUUCUGUCUCAGAUGAAGAAGGUUAGAAACCAGGUGAUGGACGUUGUUAGAAUUGUGUCUUUGUCCCUUGGUCGUGUGAAAUCGUCACUUUGUCCAAACGUCUCCUUUCACACCCAGUUAAUCUGCUGGUGUGCUGCUGGAGGGAUUUUACACUGAAGAGGACGUGAAACAGAUCUGUCGGUUCUGAUGUUAGAUUUCUGUCCCUCUGGAUCCGGGGACUGGAUCCAGUCCCAACCUGUUGUUCUGUCGUCUGUUAACGUCACGAUGUUCGAUUCCCUGAGGUUUGAACCCAGAGGCCGACUGAAUGUUUCUGGUUCUGGAGAAUUCACAUCGUAUCCUGAAAGGUCCGGAGUGCUUCACACUCUGUUGUCAGGGACUUUGGACUUAUUAUAAUAAUGGUUCAGUUAUGACGGUUGUUAAGCGGGUCAGGGAUCAGGUGUGUUGCUGUUAGUGGUGUGAUUUAAGUGUUUUUCAAUCAUAUCUAAUGUAAAUCAUGAUUUUUAUCUUUGCUGCAGAGAAUCGUGGAUUAUUUCUCUGACGUGCAUCUGUUUCUAUUUCUUAGUUUUUUCUUUAAGUUUCAUUCCAACGUGAGAUUCCUGUGACUUGAAACGUUUUCUGACUCGUGACAAAACGAUUGUCGUCGGUUGAAUUCCCGUGUGUGAUGAGAACAAUGGAAUUUAUGAUCUGAGCACACGACAACACAUUCAAUGUUUCUGUAAUAUACCAAGUCAGUGAAACAUCAGGUUUCUAAAGAAUGUAUUUGCUUUUUGAAUGAAACUCAGAUAUUAUAUUAACGAGCCUGAUUCCUUCCAUAUCAAUAAGUCUUUAGAUUUCACUUUACCAAGAGUAACAUUCUACUAAAGCCAGAUUUAGACGUCACACACAACAUGACGUGGGAUAACGAAUAAGUUUCAAUCAUCCAAUACUUGAAAUAUAUCUACUCUGUAUUUAUUUCCUCAUUUAGUUAUUAAAAUGAAUGAAAUCAUAAAUUUGACAAAGUGUCUUGUUUCAGUGAACUGA
Messenger RNA from Platichthys flesus (European flounder), 4346 nucleotides. RefSeq names its product ST8 alpha-N-acetyl-neuraminide alpha-2,8-sialyltransferase 3 (gene st8sia3). The record is from RefSeq and is a predicted model, not a curated record. Lineage: Eukaryota; Metazoa; Chordata; Actinopteri; Pleuronectiformes; Pleuronectidae. Gene Ontology annotation, biological process: oligosaccharide metabolic process; N-glycan processing. Gene Ontology annotation, molecular function: alpha-N-acetylneuraminate alpha-2,8-sialyltransferase activity. The transcript is spliced from 4 exons. Bases 719 to 1843 code for a protein of 374 amino acids.